UCCUUUAAGAAACCAAAAAAAAGAAAAUAAGACAGCUUGAGGAUGGACGAUAAAAACCAACAAUAUGACAAUGUUUUGAUUGGAAUUCUUCAGAAUGAAGGCAAUAUAUCUGGAUUUCUAGACGCGGUAUUUGGAUUUUUGUAUAGAAGAACUGACUACUACAGUAUAAUGAAAUCUAAGACAGACAAGCUAGGAUUUACACCCGGAACAGCUUUAAAUUUAAUGGUUUCUGCAUUUAAGAAGUAUGAGAAGAUUGCCACUGGGGAUGAACAGAAGAAAAACAAAGGACACAAGACUGAGAGGGAUAAAAAAAAAGCUUCAACAGUUACUCAACAGACUAAAAAUGUGUCAGAUGCUUCCUCCGAACACAUGGAAGUUUCUAAAGCUGAUACAUCCAGUCACAGUCCAAAUCAAGACGCAGAAAAACCUGUAAAUACAUCAACGGAGCAAUCCAACACAGAGUUCAAAGUUCAUUCAAAACUACCAGAAGAUAUUAAAGAUGAUUCUGUUCCUAUGAAAUCAAAAAGUGCAAAAAUUGAACAAGAUGACAAUCCUGAACUUGCAAGACAACAAGCCAUAUUCCAAGCCAGUUCAGAAAGUUAUAAUGGCGCAAUCCGUGAUAAUUAUUCCUGGUCUCAGAGUAUUACAGAUCUUGAUAUAUGUUUAAAGAUUCCGAAUUAUAUCAGAAAGGGCAAAGACAUCAAAGUUUGUAUUGAAAAGAAACAUAUUAAAGUAUCACAUAAAGAUGAAUCAGGACAGAUGGUUGAGUUAAUGAAUGGAGAAUUGUGCUGGGAAAUUAACAAAGAUGAAUCAAUAUGGAAUCUCGUUCCUGCAGAACAUAUUUUGAUUAAUUUGGAUAAAAAACAAGAAAGAUGGUGGGAGGCUAUUUUAACAACAGAACCAAAAAUUAAUGUACAGAAGAUUGAUGCUAGCAGACCAAUGACAGAUUUAGAUGAUGAAGCACAAACUAAGAUAGAAGAAAUGAUGUUCAAUGAGAGACAGAAGAAGUUAGGAUUACCACAGUCACAUGAAAAGAAAGUACAUGAUGUUUUAGCACAAGCUUGGAAUGCCGAGGGUUCUCCAUUUAAAGGACAGCCGUUUGAUCCAUCAAAGUUAAAUGUAGGUCAAGGAGGAAUGAUAACAAUAAAUGACAGUGAGACUAAUAAAAAUAGUUCUUGAGGAAUGAUAACAAUAAUUGGUAGUGAGGCUUAUAAAAUAGUUCUUGAGUAAUGAUAACAAUAAUUGACAGUGAGGCUAAUAAAAUAGUUCUAAACAAAAUGUUAACAGUUGCAUUUGUUGAGACAUGAAUGAAUUUGUAACUUUAAGUGAGUACAAAUACGUCUUCUGAACAUACAGUUCUUAAGAUGCAAGGAGUUAUCUUAUUUGGUCUACUCUCUUACAAAUUUUGUAGAAAACAGUUUUUUCCUUGUCUACUCAACUGGACGAGAACCCACAAUUAUCAUCAGUUACCGUCACCUGGAAUUUAAUGCAAUAAAGGACAUAGCGUUGUUAUUUUAUUUCAGUUUAUUAGUUGUGUUUUUGUUGAUCUGAUUAAAGACAUGUAAAAACGGA
Molecule: messenger RNA, 1572 nt
Organism: Mytilus californianus (California mussel)
Lineage: Eukaryota; Metazoa; Mollusca; Bivalvia; Mytilida; Mytilidae
Product: nudC domain-containing protein 3-like
Exons: 8
Coding region: 43-1179 (378 amino acids)
Biological process (GO): protein folding
Cellular component (GO): cytoplasm
Source: RefSeq, a predicted model, not a curated record